This is a messenger RNA of Pocillopora meandrina, 4627 nucleotides long. Lineage: Eukaryota; Metazoa; Cnidaria; Anthozoa; Scleractinia; Pocilloporidae. The record is from the annotation of a GenBank genome assembly.
UUCGCCUGGGCCGCACCGUCAAAAAUUCCACUCAGAGGUUGCACUUUGCUCAAGCAUCACAUCAAAUCGAUUCUCUCCAGGUUGUGGUUCCACUGCACUUUAAUGAUAACGGUUACCAUUGAAAUUAUCCAUACCACACGCGGGAAGAAAGUGAAAGACAUCAACGAACGUCAUGCUUGGCUUUUAUUGAAUUUCACCGUUGACAUUAAAAAUGAGUGAUCUUGAUUCUAAGAAUAUUUUCACAUUAUCUUGCGUAUGUCUUACCUUUUAUGCUUAGUCAACUUUAAUAGUUUCUGAAACUUGUGUAUAUAUAAGUUAUCGCCUACGUUAUAAAAUUUCUCAAGUUAAUUUUUAGAGUGUUUCUGACCUUGUGUAAUCUCAAUUUCUUGAAAAUCAUCUCAAAGAGGCAUGGGCGAUUGGAUAGAACUGUUGAGCUUGAAAGCCUGGCCGGAAAAGGGUGUAACAAAAGAAAUGAUGAACGUUCUUCCUAAAUUGCCGGCCCGGAAGGAGGAUAUCUUUAUUGCAUCAUAUCCAAGAUCAGGUUCGUAUCACUGACAGGGUUCUUUUCUCUUAAAAAGUGAAAAUCAGUGUAAUGCAAUACAGGAUUUGUUCUGAUGUCUUCAGGAAACUGAGCGGGGGACGUAAUUUUGCUAAUGAUCGGUAUUCACUAGGUUCGUUGUCCUCACUGUAAAUACAGUGGGUUUGUAAAGGCAGCAAGACAUGACGACAAUAACAACAACAAGAACAAAGAGCACGAGAAUGACAUUGUAAAAACGCUUGGUUUGAGUUGAUAUAAGAAUAGGAAGUGAUCAUUGUGAACGGAAAGUGUUCCGGUGAGCAUAAAGUAAGCCGAGAGAAGAUCCCUAGACCACGGUCGACUCGACCCCGUUUUUUUUUUCUCGUUCACCAUUUUAUUUUGUCCCUUAUCCCCAAAAGACAGGUUUUUUUUUAUAGGAUCGUAGGGUAAAAAGCACAAGGACGAUAGAACAACAUUAAGAACAAAUGAAAGCAACAACCACAACAAGUGUAACGACAGGCAUACAUAAACCAACUUUUGAGAUCAUUUGAGCAAGCCGACCUACUCGUGUCGGUUUAGCUUGCUGUAAGUUAUUGUGUUCAGAAGACUUUUUCAUUGAUACUUUUGAAUUUACUUGAAUAAUUUCCAAACAAACGUUUAAACACUGACUCUGAAUCUCAGACAAGAAAUUUUAAUACUAAUCACUCGCUUCAUUGAAACGAAGAUGUAAACAACCCUCCUGGAAUGCACACUUUCGUUCCGAAAGUAGGAGGUGCUGGCUCCAUGAAAAUUCCUUGAAAUCGUGCAGGUUUCUGUUGUCAUUUACUACAGGUUCCACUUGGACCCAGGAAAUUGUAUGGCAGAUUCUUCGAGAUGGUAAAAUCGACCGGCGUCGAUUGGAUGAACGAGUGCCUUUUGUAGAAGAGAUUAUUCUGGACGUCAAAUCAUAUCACUCCUCUGUGAUGGAUGCCAAGUCCGCCGAGAAAGUGUUUACCAGCUUCCCUGAGCCUCGUGUAUUCAAAACUCACAUUCCUAAUUGCUUGGUCCCUAAGGGCUCUGAUGAAGCUAACAAGCCUCGAUACAUAUAUGUAGUGCGGAAUCCCAAAGAUGUGUUUGUGUCCCUGUAUCAUCACAGCCGCAACAUGCCGUAUGUAGCGGAAAUUCCCACCUGGGAUGAGGCCUUCCAAAGUUUUCUAAAAGGAGAUCGUAAGUAUAGCACUUUUUUCGCUGAACAUGAAAUUGGCUUAAUGUUUGUGGCAAAAGACGUCGCAUAAACACAUUACUAACACAGUACAUCUUCAUUCGCCUCCUCGGAAAAAAAAAUGGUAUUUCUAACAUCGAUGAAUGGGAAUUGAUUUUCAUGCAAAUCAAUAACCAUCAUAUGGUAUGAAUGGACUUCGCCCAAUCCCAUGUAAGAAUACGAUAAGGAGAUGGAAUAGAAAGGCACAUUACGACUGCCAAGGUUGACCAGUCUUGAGGCAUCCAUGCCAAGUUUGGCGAUAUGCAGAGUGCAUUCCCUUUCAGUGGCGCAAAACCAGAACCAAAGCAAUGGCAACAAAUCUUCAAAACAACGAUAAAAUUUCAAAGGAGCUAGUGAGAAUUCGGAAUAAAUUAUAAAAAGUGACCGACCCAAGUCAGGGAUACUAGCGCAAGUAAGGCGAUUGGCUUGAACCUCGAUGGCUGAUUGAGAGCCUGCCGCGGAUUAUUACGACCGAUCACCGAGUAUAGUUUAAAUGGUCCGAUGAAAUCCCGGUAACUUUUGAUCUUCCACUAGAAAAGGCUUCCACGUCGUUAAAGAAACAAAAUGAGUCGAAGAAUCCCAAUACACUCCCAACUGUACGUCCAUCAUCUUACAAAACUCAAAACAAAUCAAGUUUAGCGAUUGAAAACGUCUUAAAGAACACUUGGACGACGAAAAUAUAGAUAAAAACUUGUGUGUUCUAAUAAAUGGCUUUUCCUUGUCACCCUCUAUCGUGCAGAUGCAUAUGGCUCGCUAUUUGAUCACGUGUUAAGCUGGUGGAAGCAAAGGGACGAUCCCAACAUUUUUUUCCUUACAUACGAGGACAUAAUAAAGGUAAGAAAAUAUGUCAAACCAUUUAAGGACGAUUUUCUUACCUUCUGCAUGUCAGGUUUUUAAACUUUGGUACGGCGAUUAUCAGCCUUCUGCAUGGCUUGUCAAGUAAACUCGUCAGUCGUUAAAAAGGAUAGUUGUGGUACAAAGUUGAUACCAAAAAUAUAAUGAGAGUGUAGAAUACCGUAAGAUGGAAAAUUUUGCGAGAUUUCAAAAUAGCUUGAAGGUGUGACAAUCCUGAAUGAUUUUAAUGCCAGAAAAAAGUCGGUUUGUCAUCAUGCAACUUUUUCCUUACGUUUCUUUAAUUUUUUGUGUCAAAAGUUAUUGCAAAGUUUUCACUUAAAAGUUAUGACGUUCUAUUCAUUUAGAAUCCAGCAGCUGCUGUUGACAAGAUAGCAAAGUUCAUUGGCAAAAAGAUCUCUCCUGAAACACGUGACCUCAUCGUCCGACAAACGUCCUUUGACGCUAUGAAGAGCUCCAGUCACACCAACUUUACUUGGUUUGAAGGAAUCAAGGGGGAUGGCUUUAUUAGAAAGGGUCAAGUAGGAGGAUGGAAAGAUUACUUCACUGAAGAACAAAAUGAGUUGUUUGAUAAGGUUUUCAGUGAAAAAGUUGGAGAUGGUGAGACUGCAGCUAAAUUAAGGGAACUGCUGUCACUGUAGUAGCCCGGUAAUGAAACAGAAAGCAUUUCGUAAUAACAAACGCGAAGAACAAGACUUAAUCUUAACUUGAAGAAUAACUUAAGCUAGCAAUUUGAUUGUAAGUUUAAGGAUGAAGUUUACGACAAAGUAAACGGCUUAACUGAACUUACAUGUCAUUGAGUUAUCUUAAUUAAUCCUAAAUCAACACUAUCAUAAUAAAAAGAGACACUUGAAGUUCAUACCUAGACUGGUGUGAAAGGAAUGCGAAUACAUAUUUGCUGUUGCGUCUCAGAGACAAUUCACUUAAAUUCACUCCAACCUUGUUCAAGAUGACGAAUUCGAAACCAUAACCAGCCCAGGUAGGUUAUUUUUCAAGGUAUACAAAAAUGUUCAUAUUGUUAGAAGAAAAUUCAGGUUUCUCUAAUACACUUAAGUCAGCCACUUUUUUCAUUCCUUAAGUACUUUCUACAACUGAAAACUAGCUCUGAUCUAAUGGAAAAUUCUGGUCAUCAGCUUAUAAGGUGACAAUUACCAUGCUGUCAAUCUUUGACCAUCGUCAUCAUGUCACACUUGACCAACGAAUCACAUUAAGUACAUACAGCUUAUCUUGCAAACUAAGCAUUUUCCUUCGAAAUAUUUACCCUUAAAAGACUGACUUCCUACCUUAAUAAAUUUUCAUACCUUCCCAGUUAAGAUCUGGUAAAACAAAAUCAAGAUAAACAAUAUAAAAAUUUUAAUAUUUUUCCUGAAUGGCUUACAAUCCGAACACCUAAAUGAGCUAAAAUUGCAUAUACACAAAGUUCUUGCUUGCUAUGCUAAUUUUGUCUUUCCGCAACACUCAUCCUGUAAGGUGUACAAAGUGAUAGUGUAGCCUUUUUCUCCCUUAACAUAUUGAGCGCAGUGCUGAGGUGCCCUUGAUGUUUUCCAGACGAGGGGUUUUUUGUUAUCGUUACAUUCAAUCUGGGUCUUUAAAAUAGACUUUACCGUCUUCUAAGCAAACUUGUCACUAACAUUAUUAUUAGAACGUUGAAUGUAAAAUACAAUUUGCCUUGUAUACGGCCUAUUUUUCGUUUAUUCGAAAGUUUUGUGAUAUUUUAUGCAAAAGUAAUUUGUAGACCAUAAAUGCAUUUAAGAUAUUGAAUUUUCCCUGCAAUUACCUAAACGGUUCGUCGGUAACGCGUGAUACUAGGAAAUGCAACCUUACAGAAAUUUACUCCCUCUUCAUAAUGACGACCCGUGGGCAUUACGAUUUCACAUCUCAAAAUAGACCAGAAUAAAACAGCAAUCCUCAACGAUACAUCACAAAGAUUAUUCAAGGUGGAAUGCUCUAUGAUUGAUGGAACAAGUUGUUUGAUUAUCAGAAUGAUCUCUGGUGUGAAAAAUCAUAGCAUAACUAGG